Molecule: messenger RNA, 3174 nt
Organism: Erpetoichthys calabaricus (reedfish)
Lineage: Eukaryota; Metazoa; Chordata; Cladistia; Polypteriformes; Polypteridae
Gene: zic5
Product: zic family member 5 (odd-paired homolog, Drosophila)
Exons: 2
Coding region: 432-1913 (493 amino acids)
Biological process (GO): regulation of transcription by RNA polymerase II; central nervous system development
Cellular component (GO): nucleus
Molecular function (GO): DNA-binding transcription factor activity, RNA polymerase II-specific; RNA polymerase II cis-regulatory region sequence-specific DNA binding
Source: RefSeq, a predicted model, not a curated record
AACUAUUUGCACUUGGGUAGUCAUGGCCAUGUGCACAGUGACGGUAGAAAUGCACCACGUAAACAGACUUGCUGCUAACUUUGUCAGUACAACUUUUGGUGAGCGCGGGGAGAAAGCGUGUGAGGGGCGGAUCCCUGCUGUGUCCCUCCGUUGAAAGACAGCCAAUCGUUUCUUAGCUCGAGCUGUCAGUCUGCAGACGCCGACCAAUGCCUGCAGUGCCAUUUCUAAACUCAAUUCCCCACUGUGUUCUCCAACUGUUGUAUGUUCUGCCAAUCGCUUGAGGACAGAGUGGGAAAAGGAACAAGCGGAGUUAGAGGCAGGACAAAAGAAGUUCUAUAGACCGUUAUAAACAUAUAGUUAUUAAUGUUUUGGAAGGCGUGUAGUGGGAAAAAUCAACACGAGUGAGCGUGGAUGGACAAGGCUAUAUAGAUAUGGAGCCCCCUUUGAGCAAGAGGAAUCCGGUUCUAAGAUUAGCGGAUCUGGCAGCGACUCAAACCCACCCUCAUCAGAAUAUGACAGGCUUCCAGGGGCUCGGGGGGCAUCACCCUCACCCCCACCACGCUCACCUACACCCUGGGGAAAUGGGCAGCGACCCGGGAGUGGCGCUCACUCCGUUUGGACCAGAGCACAUGGCUCAGACUAAUACUCUAAAAUUUAGUCCAUCUCAAUCCAUGCAAAGCCACCCCGAAGCCCAGACAGCGGCAGCUUUUGGUUCUCCUCAGAGCACAGUGGGCUUCCCCGUGGCUCACCCCCACUCAGGCUACACUUCCAGCAGGGACUACAUCCUCAGGAGAGAACUCUCAGCCUCCACUAUGCACGCACUUGGCGACCAGCAUAGUUCCGCCUCCCCUCACCACCAUGGCGUGUUUAUUUCCACAACAGGUGCUUACGGCCACACGGAGAGUGGUGCCCAUCCUCUUUUUACCGGACUUCACGAGCAAAGCACCCCAGGUGCCCAUCACUCUCUUAACGGGCAGAUGCGCUUGGGUCUUGCAGGGGACAUUUAUGGCAGGCCUGAACACUUCAGUCACAGGCCAGAACAUUAUGGACCGUCCACACUGCACGGCUACAACUCCAUGAACUUAAAUGUGAACAUCGCGGCCGCAGCUCACGGAGCCGCGGGGGCGUUUUUGAGGUACAUGAGGCAGCCCAUCAAGCAGGAGUUAAUCUGCAAAUGGAUUGACCAAGAGCAAACUUCAAAGAAGCCUUGCUCGAAAACUUUCAGCACCAUGCACGAGCUGGUUAACCAUGUCACGGUGGAGCACGUCGGGGGACCUGAACAGAGCAGUCAUGUUUGCUUUUGGGAGGACUGUCCAAGAGACGGAAAAGCUUUCAAAGCAAAAUACAAACUGAUCAAUCAUAUACGAGUUCACACUGGAGAAAAGCCUUUUCCGUGUCCUUUCCCAGGAUGUGGCAAAGUGUUCGCUCGCUCAGAAAAUCUGAAGAUUCACAAAAGGACACACACAGGAGAGAAGCCUUUUAAAUGUGAGUUUGAUGGCUGUGACAGAAAGUUUGCCAACAGCAGUGACAGGAAGAAGCACUCUCAUGUCCAUACCAGUGACAAACCUUAUUACUGCAAGGUGAGGGGCUGUGACAAAUCUUACACUCAUCCUAGCUCCUUAAGGAAGCACAUGAAAGUUCACUGCAAGUCUCCUCCACACCCUUCUGCUAAUGCAACAUCUGCAUACCAGCCUUCGUCCCUUCCUCAUGGAGGUCCAAUCUCACCAACUACAGACUCACCCAGGAGUCGAUCUACCACUCUUUCACCACAAGUCACUAAUAUCAAUGAGUGGUAUGUUUGCCAGGGCAGUGGCACUCAUGUUGGCCUUCACACCCCUUCUACUGAAGCACCAACAUCUGAUUCUGAAGAUGAAGUGUCUUAUAGGAGUACAGAUCCAAGAACUAUGCUUUGAUAAUGACUUUUUAUACAAAAAAAUGUCUGUGACUUUCUGAGAAUAUGUGCUUAUAUGAGUGUGUAUGUGUGAAUAUUUCCAUAUUGGUUGUUUAAGUAAAUACUUCCAGUGAAGAAUGAGGGUUAUGACAUAUUUACAGUAAUGGACCAUAUAAUGAUAAUAAUCUGGAAAAAAAUUAUGGAAAGACAAUAUUUGUCUUUUUGUUUAGCUUCGUGUACAGUUCCCAUAUUUACUAUUAUUGUUGUCUAUCAAAGACAGCUUACAAUCAAACUGAGCAGUGCAAUAUUAAUAAUUUCCUAAUUAAGCUAAAGAAAAUGUGUUAUACAAAAUUAUCUGAGAACACAUGGUUAAAUAUUGAAAUUCAGAUCCUUCUGAUCCAUCGUUAACAUGUACACCUCCACCCCACAUACACACACACACACUCACACACCUCCACAACACUGAAAUGGAACAAGCGGGUUUGAGAAUGCUAGGUUUUUUUUUUAUAUAUGUAUCCAUGUCUGCUAUAAAACAACUGAAAGUUAUGUAAAAGGAAAUAAUAGUGCAAGCUAGGAAAUAAACUCAACAAGCAGUAGUUUUUUUUACUGAUGUUGCCCAUGUAUUUGGGUUAGACCUCUUCCACUUCAUUUUACUCAGUAUGCCAUUUAAUGUCAAAUGACAAAAUAUCCAAUGAAAUGUAAAAAAGCCCAACAAAAUUACUUUUUAAAAUAUAUUUUCCAUCAAUGGCACAUGGAUAAUUAUUGUAUCAUGUUAGGAGAAAAUUAACUUUAUGCAAAUGUUUCAAAAUUUAAAUAUACUUAAGUGUACGAAUUUCUCUUCAGAGAUCAAACCUUUACAUGACAGUAUAUGUAUAUAAUAAGAUUGGCUGUACAUUGUUCACAUAUUACCUAAUGUUACUGUUUAUUGGUAAGACGUAAUUUAUUUGCUGAUGUAACAUUGUCCUACAGAUGCACCAAAGAGGUAUAAUAUUCAUUUGGUGGAACUUUGUGAUGUUUUUUUGUGGUUUGGAAAAGAAUAUAUAUGUAUGUACAUAUAUAUAUAUAUAUAAAUAUUUUUUCUUUUUACUUGAAUGAAUUUUGUAAUGUUAAAUUAAGACUCUCCUUUCGCAUGCCUAUGUACAUCUAAUGAACUAAAAGAGUCAUAUUAAAAGUGCAUGGUACUGUUGGUUUGGGAAGAAAAAGACAGCUGUGGACUGUGAAGAUUCUUUGUGGUUUAACUGGUUUUGUGUUAAACUUGAAUAAAAUUGAAUCUGCCCCUUAAA